Ectocarpus sp. CCAP 1310/34 is the source of this 3738-nucleotide messenger RNA. NCBI's taxonomy places the organism in Eukaryota, Phaeophyceae, Ectocarpales, Ectocarpaceae. The record is from the annotation of a GenBank genome assembly.
AUGCAGGCGGCCAUCAGGCAGAAGCGCAAGGUCGAGAUCGCCAUCGUCAACAACCGCACUCUGCGAGACGUGGAGUACUUUAACUCUCUGCAUGACGUCCGUCGCCAGGCCAUCGCACGACACGAGGUGGAGUUCUCGGGUUACGUUAAGAAGCCUUCCGCGCCAUGCAACUGCGGCACUUCGUGCGAGGGUUCGAUGGACGAAGACUCGAUCAGCAGCGAGGGCACUAGCGGCGCCAGUGGCGCCAGCCGUGCCAAAGGCGACUGCGGUGCUAGCGGCGCCAGCGGGGUCAGCGGCUCCAGCGGGGUCAGCGGCGCCAGCUGCGACAGCGGUGAGAACGGUCAUGAAUCGUCGUCUGGCGGUACCGCCCCCAGCCCGCGCCCCUCGCUCGGCCCUGUCUUAUCCUCGACGGACAACGACGAGGGUAGCGACGACACUUCUAGCAGCGACUUCAGCCUCACGCGCGUCGGUCGAACCACCGCAGAGGGUGCCGUUGGCACUCAAGGACCAACGGCCGACCACGGCGCCCCAGCAACCCCUUCUCCCCGCCGCCGAUCGUCCCGACGCGUGGCGGUAAUGGCGGCGCGACCGGAGGCGCGGGCCGCGGCGGGUGCCACGGUGGUGGGUACGGACACGCCCGCGCAGCAAGAGCUGUCCAGUAGGUGCGACUGGUCCACAAUCAGAUCCUCGCAUGGUGGAGCGUUGGUGGCACGGGGCAGCAGCCGCAACAACAGACGCGUUGGCAGCGUGGCAAGCGGCAGCGGUGGAGACAGCGACGGCUUCCACGCGACGAUGCGUACCACCCGCAGAAGGGAAUCCUGGGCCUGUCAACACCCGACAACGGCCGCAACCAGCGUCACCAGCACCGCCGCCAGCGACGUGCGUAGGAGUGCGCUUGUGACUUGGGACAGCUCUUGGAAGUCGGCGGGCAAAGAAAGCCCGAGCGGCGGGUUCGAGGGACGCAGGGACGGGAACGUUCCCACAGCUAGAGCGACGAAGGUAUCCUUCGAGGUAGCAGGUGGCGGGAACGGGAGGGGUCACCGCAGCGGCGCGGUACUGCAGUCGGCGGCCAGCCUGGCUCGCAUGUUCCGAUUUCUUCCUCCUAAAAUCAACACCAACCGCAGCGACAGGAGCGGAAGGCACCCGGCAACCGGCGGAACGGCGCAAUCCCACAGCAUCAGCCGCUCCUGGAAGAUGGCGCCACAAUUGGUGCCCGACAUCACUCGCCCGACGUCCCCCUCGGCGGCUUGGAAGAUAGGUAGCGGCGGCAGCGUCGCCAAGGGCAGCGACAACGGAAUCCAAGACACCCCAUCGACAACGACAGCGGGAGCUUCGACCCUCGUAUCGGGUGCACCUCUCGACCGCACCGGCACCGCCGAUUGUGUCGGCGACAGCGGAAUCCAACACACCCCAUCGACAUCGACCGCAGGAGCUUCGACCCUCUUGUUGGAUGCACCUCUCGACCGCACCCGACAAGAGGGUCGAAGCUCCUGCGGUCGAUGUCGAUGGGGUGUGUUGGAUUCCGCUGUCGCCGACACAAUCGGCGGUGCCGGUGCGGUCGAGAGCACUCCACUGCCCUUAAAAUCGCCGCCGACUUACUCGCGUGCCUCUGUUGUUGGUGUCGUUCAUGUGCAGAGCGACGGGGAAUGGGCGGAGGAAGAGGCGAAAGAGGAAGGACACCUCCGAAAGGAGAAGUACAACGAACCCCAGGUGGACCCUACCGACACGCGGUACGUGGCGAGCGACCGCGCAGUCGGAGUCUUCCACGUCAUCUGCACCCCCGCAAUCAGAGCAGGCACCGGUUCUGGUCGACACGGCGGAGAACACGGGCGCAACGGACUUCCAACGAAACAAACCGCCAUCGGGGGAGUUGCUAUAGGGGUGGUACGGAAGAACGACGCGACCGGCGUGCAAGACAGGGAAGAGUCGGCCGGGCCUUUACGAUCACCCUCGACGCCCCCGCUUGCAUCGUCAUCCCCGUCUUCCCUGUCUUCUCCGUCGGGCCAAUCGAGCUCUCUGUCCAAGGUCGCCGCCUGGGGGGAGACCGCAGUCUCCGAGAAAGAGGUGCACCUGCUGGACAUAGAGCUGGCGGUGCGGCGAAAGCACAGGGCCCUGCAAGAGGCGCAAUGCCAGAUCGAGCUGGUGCUGCGAGAGAAGGGCGCGGCCUCGGUCGAGGCGGCACGGGACACGACGCUACAGCUGCGGGAGAAGGACGAGGCUCUCAAGAUUGCGGAGGAGACGUUGGGGCGGGCGGACGAACGGCAGAGGGAACUGAGCACGCAGUUGGCCAAGAGCUUGCACGAGGUGAGCCUCAGGGAGACGGAGCUGGAGACCGCCCUGCGGCACAGGGGGCAGGAGGACCAAAGGGGCAACGACGAGAACAAGAAGAUCCGGGCCGCGAUGCGGCAGGUUGAGGAGGAGUCAGCCUUGGCUCACACGAGGUUCGAGUCUCUGCGCGAGCACGCGACGCGGGAAGUGUUAGCCGCGCAGCAAAAGGCGACAGAGAAAGUCGGGCGAGCCCAAUUGAGGUACGAGUCUCUGUGCGAACGCACGCUGAGGGAGUCCGUGGCCGCGGAAGCAAGGGCGAACCGGGAAGCCGAGGCUGUCCAAGAGAAGGCGCGGGAAGAGGCACGAGGCGCCGAUGACAGAUACAACGCUCUGCUCGUGCACACCGCCGACAAGCUCGCUGAACGCGAACAGGCGGAGCGAAAACUGUCGGAAUCGAACGAGAACAUGGAGGGAGAAGUCCUCAGGCUUACCAAAGAGCUAGAAUCAAGCUCGAAGUCUCGGAACCACGCGUUGGUCAUGCUCGCGAAGCAAAGCAAGCUGAAGGCAGAAGCUGUCAAGGAGACAGAGGACCUGCGACGAAAGCUUGCCACCGCUGAGUUCGAAAGCGCGGCAGAUCUCGCCGAGACACGUCUGACGGCGGACAGCAGGGAACAAAGUCUCGAACAGAAGCUGCUCCGGUCUUGCCAACAGACGGCCGAAGCGAAACAAGCUGCAGCGGAUGCCGUCGCGAGUGUCAAGCAGGGCGAGCUGAAGUUUGCCGAAUACCGAGCGGCAGCGGACACCCGAUUUGCGGCUGCGGAGGCACGUGUGACAGACCUCAAGGAGAGGCUCGCCGAUUUGCACAAGCAAGAAACAACUGCGGCAGGAGCAGCUAGCGAGCACGCCCUGAUGCUGCAGGAGCGAAUUGAGGCGCUCGGCGAGGAGCUCAAGGAGAUGGCUGACCACGCUGCCGCUGCGGACGACCGAUCUGCGGCUGCGGAGGCGCGUGUGACGGACCUCAACGAGAGGAUCGCCGUUCUGCAGCUGCAGGCGACAGUGGCAGCAGGAGAAGCAAGCGAGCACGCCUCCAUGCUUCAGGACCGAAUUAAGUUCCUCGGUCUGGACCUUGAGAGGAUGGCUGACCGCGCUUCCGCUGCGGAAGCUCGAUCUAAGGCUGCGGAGGAACGUGCGGCGGACCUCAACGAGAGGCUCCACGCUCUGCAGCGGAGGGCGACAGCAGUGACGGCGGCAGGAGAAGCAAGCGAGCACGCCACGAUGCUUCAGGAAGGGGCCGAGGCACUCAGCCAAGACCUUAGGGGGUUGACUGACGCCACUGUCGCCGAAUCGAGAGCCGCGUCGCUUGCUACAAGCGCAGGCUUCUCCGCGGCGGGAGCAGAGACAACGAACGAGGGCAACAAUGACGACGACCUCAUCAACAGGGCCCUCGAGAGGGUGGCGAGCGUAGAUCUC